AUGAGCUUGGCCUCCUCUCUUGCCCUGGGCAGCGGCCUCUCCCUGCAGGAGACACAACAACGGGAGGCUCAGGCCGAGCUGUUGCUCCUCCAAUGCUGGGGAGAGGACAAGAAGGCGAUGGUUCAGGACACGGCCAACAAGCGUUCGGAGAUGGACCAAACGGAGGAGCCAGAGAGGGAGCGCGACGCGAAGUACUCCAGACCGGACUCCAAAGGUGGCUACGGCAGGGGCGGGAGAGGCAAGGGCAAUCAGCCAAAGGCCAGUGGUCCUCGCAGACAGCCCUUCCGCCGCUCGGCGGAGACAGAGGCCGGGGCGCCGGAGGGCAUGAUGUGGCUUCUGGGCAAGCUCCUUCUUCGGCACGAGGAUCAAAUGGGCAUCGACAAGACCCAAAACGGCUUUGUCAUGUUCUUCAAGCGAGAGAGUGCUCUCUCCCUGAUCCCUCUCUUCGUGCAGAAGUCUCAGCACUGGAAUGCCCUCAAGGAGCAGAAGCAGGAAAAGAUGGACGAGAUUGCUCUCCCUCUCAGAACCUUCCUGUUUCAUACCCUGUUGGAGGCUCUGGUGAAGCGCAUCAAGGAUACCGUGCAGAACGACGAGCAGCUGAAGACGGCCACCACCCUCCAGGUGUUCCUUCCACGGGACGGCGACGCGGAGCUACAGGUGCCUUUUCUAAGCUACAACCAGGAGACCAAGACUCUGGCGCCUCGGCAGGAUCUGCAGCCCCUUCCGGUCUCAACGAUGCUCGAGAAGCUGCAGGUCUUACAGAAGCAGUGCCUUUGUCCCCUGGCCAUCAUGCGCUUCCACUCCACCCAACGGCUCAGCGGGCCUCUCCAGGGCCCCACCGUGCCCUUCCUGCUUCAGGUGGGUCACAGAUCGCCGGAAGCGGCCGAGCUAUAUCUGAGCCUCCGCUCGCUGGCCAAUUCAGCGAUUUGGCAGUUGGUGGGAGGGUCCCUGCGCCCGGAGAAAAUGGGUCGCUCCGCGCUGGCGACGGAACUUGCUCGCCGUCUGCAAGGGCCCUUCACUCAGACACCGGCUCAUCCUCAGGUGAUCUGGUCCGCGGCCAUGCAUUCAGUCAUGCGGAGAAUGACUACACAGGCGCCUGUCCCUGAUCUCUGGUCUCUUCUCCAAUGGGCCAUCUUGCAUUCCGGGUGGGCCCGGCCACACUCCCAACAUGAUGUUGCGGAAUAUCUCACCUUCUGUCGCAGGUUCGUCAUUCCGGACCUGCUCUUGGGCAGGUGGCAGAACAGGCUUCUUCUUGCCGACUGCAACCCUCUUCGCUGCCAGGUGCGUGACUGUGGGGAAGCAUGGCCUAUGCUCCUUGCAACGCCACCCUCUCAGUGCGAUACAGGCCCUAGUGGCAGAGUUACCAUCCAACGGCUUAUUCAUGCAUGGAAGGUCCAAGCUGCGGUUGGAGUCACUGCCCUCGAACGUGAGCCGAGCCUUUUAGUUUUGCAGGUCAAUAGGUUCAGCCCUGAUGCUAUCGGUGCAAAGGAUGCAACGAGUGUGCUGCCCGAUCCUCGCAUCUUGCUACCCUGCUUUCAGCAUCGACCCACUCCGCAUAAUUCCGCCCUUCAUGUGAGACACUGCGAAUAUCAGCUGAUUGCAAUCAUUAUGCACGAGGGUCCCGAUGCAGCAUCCGGUCAUUACCGUGCGCUCCUUUGCACUUACCCUCCUGAAUCGGAGCCCACUUUCUGGCUAUGCGACGAUUCAAAAGAGCCGACCACUCUCACCGAGUUGCCGCUACCAGCAUUGACCACGGGCUAUCUCUACUUCUACUGCCGCACUCAGCAGUCUUAG
Molecule: messenger RNA, 1794 nt
Organism: Symbiodinium sp. CCMP2592
Lineage: Eukaryota; Dinophyceae; Suessiales; Symbiodiniaceae
Source: the annotation of a GenBank genome assembly